AUGUCUGAAAAGAUUAACAUGAGCCUUGAUGACAUUAUCAAGAAGAACAAAGAAAAAGGUAAGCAAAAGAAGCAAAAACUUCAUGUUAAAAAUAAAGUCAAAGGAUUCAACAAGAAAGGAGUAGAUAAGAAUGACGCCCGAGGAAAACCCAAGAAAUUCUCUUCAGACAAGCCCAAGAAAUCAGAUAAGAAAAAUCCUACCCAAAAAGGAAACACCCAGAAAGGCAGCAGCCAAAAAACCAAGCCGCCAAAAGGAGAGAAAUCUGAAGGAUCCAAAAAGACUGGCCGAGUCUUUGUGAAAGGCCUUGAUUUUGGGCUUACCAAUGGUGAGCUAAGAGACAUUUUCAUAAAAAUUGGACCAUUGAAAACCUGCGGCAUAAAUUGGGACCAAACUGGUAAAUCAAAAGGGACUGCAGAAGUUGAGUACCAAAAGGUUGAAGAUGCGACCAAAGCAGUCAAAAAUUUGAAUGGCACUGUUAUUCGUGGGCGAUCUUUAGUCGUUAAGUAUUCGAAAAAUAAAUAA
Molecule: messenger RNA, 522 nt
Organism: Blepharisma stoltei
Lineage: Eukaryota; Ciliophora; Heterotrichea; Heterotrichida; Blepharismidae
Source: the annotation of a GenBank genome assembly